Molecule: messenger RNA, 1539 nt
Organism: Babesia sp. Xinjiang
Lineage: Eukaryota; Apicomplexa; Aconoidasida; Piroplasmida; Babesiidae
Product: Phenylalanine--tRNA ligase alpha subunit
Exons: 3
Coding region: 1-1539 (512 amino acids)
Biological process (GO): phenylalanyl-tRNA aminoacylation
Cellular component (GO): cytosol; cytoplasm; phenylalanine-tRNA ligase complex
Molecular function (GO): tRNA binding; phenylalanine-tRNA ligase activity; ATP binding
Source: RefSeq, a predicted model, not a curated record
AUGUGCACCAAAGAAGACGAUUUGUUGUGGUUGUUGAAAGUCAUAGACGCCGCACUGCCGGCUGGUGGGCCAGCGGAAGCCUCUGUGAGCACGCUGACUCUAGCUCCAGGCAAGGAUCACGCGAAAGCGGUGAACGGAGCAAAGAGUCUUAUGGCUAAGGGAUAUGUAACACUGGAGGAAUGUAAAAAUCGUAGAUAUGUGCUAACAGCGGAGGGAUCACAGUACGCUGCCCAGGGAUCACCAGAAUUCCUACUAGUAGAAACCGUCCGAGCGGCCAAGGAGCCUCUUACACUUGAACAAGCAACUGCUACAAUCCCAAAUGCAGAACAUGGUCUGAAGAAAGCAAUGCGAGCGUCGCUCUUACGCAUCGGCGCUGGGAAGCAACUAUCACUUGGACCGGCCGCCGAGACACAACGCGACGAUAUCACGCAAAAACUGUUGCAACUAGUCGAACGCUGCGGUGAUAGUGAAAAGACAAUGUUAGAAGCUAUGUCAGCCUUGAUUGCAGAUGCUAAAAAACUAAACUCGGAACUUGACGAUCUAAAGAAACGUAAACUAACGGAAUCGCAUGUAGAGGUAUCAUAUCUGGUACGAAAAACUGAUAGAUUCCGAUGUGAGAUUGUACAACAAGUCACGGAUCUCACACAGGAGCUCUUGCAGGAACGCAAAACGUGGUCAGCAGAGGAUAUGAAACCAUACAACUUCUUCUCCAGUGGUAAACGCAUUCCUAGGGGUGCUCUACACCCGUUGACAAGGACCAUGCGUCAUUUCCGAGAGAUUUUUACAUCUAUGGGAUUCGAAGAACUGGAUACAGCGAAUUAUGUCGAGUCAAGUUUCUGGUGUUUCGAUGCUCUUUACAUCCCGCAGCAGCAUCCGGCACGAGACUCUCAGGACACCUUUUUCACUCGCGUACCUGAGCUACACGACGAAACACGACUCAAUAGAGCAUACAUUGAUGCUGUUGCUGAGGCACAUGGAGAUGCUCGACGAUAUGGUAGCACCGGGUGGAUGUACAACUGGAAAAUUGAGGAAUCACGAAAACUAGUGCUGCGCACUCACACAACAGCCUGCACAGCUCGCUUGCUGAAGCGCAUGGCGGAAAACUUUGACUCUUACAAACACAGGCUGCCCUGUAAGUUCUUCUCGAUCGACAGAGUCUUCCGAAACGAAAAUAUGGACGCCACGCACCUUUGCGAAUUUAACCAAGUGGAGGGCGUCAUGGUAGGAUUCGGACUUGGUAUGGGUCAUCUCAUUGGCGUACUUGCAUCAUUCUAUGCCGCGAUUGGCAUAGAAAAACUGCGAUAUAAACCCGCAUACAACCCAUAUACGGAGCCAUCUAUGGAGAUAUAUGGUUACCAUCCCGAACUUAAAAAGUGGGUAGAGAUUGGGAACAGUGGCAUCUUCAGGCCGGAAAUGCUGCUACCAAUGGGUUUGCCUCCUGGGAUAUCGGUGGUCGGCUGGGGUCUCAGUCUCGAACGGCCCACCAUGAUCAGCCAUAACAUACGUAACAUACGCGACCUAGUGGGUUGUAACUACUGA